Messenger RNA from Laccaria bicolor S238N-H82, 684 nucleotides. RefSeq lists its product as uncharacterized. NCBI's taxonomy places the organism in Eukaryota, Fungi, Basidiomycota, Agaricomycetes, Agaricales, Hydnangiaceae. The transcript has 5 exons. The coding region runs from base 1 to 621 and encodes 206 amino acids. The record is from RefSeq and is a predicted model, not a curated record.
AUGUACUGUCAACCCAAGUUCUUUACCCUCGCGCUCCUUGCACUCGUCGCUGGGGUUAACGCCCAUUUCCAACUCCAGUUCCCUUCACCGCGUGGCGCCUUCGUCGAGGAUAACGAGCCCACAUUCUGUGAUGGCUACGCUAAUCCUGCGGCAAACCGUACAGAAUUUCCUUUAACCGGCGGUUUCAUCACCCUUAACUCUGAGCAUCCCUUAUGGACCAGUGGAAUCCUGCUUUCAACGGCUUCGGAUCCCACUUCGUUCAACAACUUUUCGCAAAUCACCCCGUAUGCCCAAGCACAUGGAGAAGGUUUGUUUUGCUUACCUUUCGACCUGUCCGCGACAAACGCAACCGGCUUGCAAGAUGGUCAAAACGUUACUAUCCAAUUUGUCUUUAAUGGAGGUGACGGUAACUUGUAUCAGUGUGCGGACUUGACUUUGUCAAAAAACUUCACAAUUUCGUCGAGCAUUACGUGUAGCAACGCCAGCGUCAGUGCGACGGCCACGUCAACUGGAGCUGCAGCGACGGGAUCCAAGAGUGCGGCGUUAGGUACUGUUCCGGCCUUUGGCGUUGCUGGGAUCGUCACCGCACUUUUCGGAAUCUCUUUAGCUACUGUGAUGUAAAUAAUCGUCGGGUUGUUAAAGAGCAGCACCAUCAAUAACCACAAACAACCACUUGAAUGACUA